AUGGCUCGACUUCACACUAUAGUAGAGUUUAUCUUAGAAGAUAUUGUCCACUCAUUCCUCGAGCUUAGGCCAGAUGCCCAAAAGCCAAAGGAGGAGAAGGUUGUGUUAUCACCAUCAGAAACAUUCCGGAUGCAGCGAGCUCUCUACCGACUGGAAAUCCAUCGACUCUUGUUCAAUAGCAGGGAUCUUCCAUCGUUUGCCGGCUUAGAUUACUUUGAAGACGUACAUCUUGACGGCAAUGACCAAUGGAUUUUCUUCCUUAGUUUAUUCAGCCCAUGGGAAAUGGAGGAGAUCCGAUGUGUCCUGAUGUAUAUGUUUCGAGCAUCUGAAGAGCUGCCAGGAGCGACCGUAUUUGACUAUUGGUGUGAGCUCUCUCCCGAUGAGAAUGAAGAUCCAUUAUCUCAUCUUUAUGAUCAUAGUAUGAUUCAUAUCACCGGAUAA
Messenger RNA from Aspergillus pseudotamarii, 441 nucleotides. RefSeq lists its product as uncharacterized. The record is from RefSeq and is a predicted model, not a curated record. NCBI's taxonomy places the organism in Eukaryota, Fungi, Ascomycota, Eurotiomycetes, Eurotiales, Aspergillaceae. The transcript has a single exon. Bases 1 to 441 code for a protein of 146 amino acids.